CGCCGGCAGCCAUGAGGAAGGCGAGAGCGGCGGCCGCCCCCAAGCCGAAGCCGAAGCCGAGGCCCAGGGCCAGGGCCGCGCCGAAGCCCAAGGCGACGCCCAGUCCCGCCUCCCUGCUCUCCGGCGGCUCCUCGCCGUCCGCCGGCGGCGGCACGCCGUCGUACCCCGCAGCCGACCUCAGCUUCCUCUCGCCCUCGCACUCGCCGGCGAAGCCCAGGACCAGGGGCUCCCCCCUCGCCUCCCCCGCGGCUGCCUCACCCCUCGCCGCCCCCGCUGCCCUGUCCACGAUCGCCGACCUGCGGAGCCUCGCCGCGUCCCACCUCGACUCCCUCAAGCGCCGCCUCGACGCGCUCCACGGCGACUCCGUCCGGGACCUCGAGGCGUCCCACUCCCGCCUCUCCAAGCGCGUCAAGAUGCAGACGCAUGGCUGCCUGCAGCUGGCGGAGGAGGCGGACAAGGAGCACAAGAAGGUGGCUGACAAGAUCGCCGAGCGCGCCGAGUUGGUGAAGAGCUCUUACAAGAAGUUCGUGGCUGAGGUGCAGGCAUCUACAUCUCGUGUGUGCAAGGUGACUGUCACUGAGAUGGCAAAGUCGGCGGAGAGGGCUAUUGAUGGCUUGCGCAGUCGCUACAACAUCUCGGCUACCCUCGCUUAGUCGGCAGUUGGCUUGUGGUCAUACGUUCACUGAGCACGGGACGCCGUUAUCUGCAUCAACUGGGGUCAGCUGUUGAAUUCUUCGGCAUCACAGAAGGGGCACGCACAUCUGUACAUAUCAGUUGCAUGACACAUCAGAUAGUUCUUAUGCUACGGUCUCAGGUUUAGAUAUGUCGAAGAAAAAUCGAUACUCGUGCUUCCGAUCCCUGGAACUUGCUUCUGAUUUGCUAUGCUUCUCGUGCAUCCUGUAAGAUGCUAUUUUCGGUGUAGCUCCUAGGAUGUGAGCCUCGGAAGGGUUGGGUUUUGUUGGCCCCUGCUAUAGAUGUCGUCUGAAGAAUGUUCACGAA
Messenger RNA from Panicum hallii, 999 nucleotides. RefSeq lists its product as uncharacterized. Lineage: Eukaryota; Viridiplantae; Streptophyta; Magnoliopsida; Poales; Poaceae. The record is from RefSeq and is a predicted model, not a curated record. Bases 12 to 653 code for a protein of 213 amino acids. The transcript is spliced from 5 exons.